AUGCAGCCGGGACACCAAAGUAAGAUCACGAUGGCCCCCCGCCCCGGCGGCGGCGCUACUACUUUUCGGAAGCACGAUGGUGCUUUCGAGCAGCACGAGGACGAUUUUAUGCUCGGGAAGAACGACGGUGUUCAGCAUCACGCUUUUGGUGGACAUGAUACCACCAUGAUGACCAACUCGUCUGGACAUGGGUCUUACAUGAUCCUGGCUGCUGGCGAGGAACGCACGGUGGAUGUGGAGCAGCCUUCGAGUUUCGCUUUCGCCUCCGACACCGAUGAUUUGUCACAUGACCCCAAUCCACAGCCGUUGCCGUUUCCGUUCGGGGAAGAGGAGGAUGGUGAUGGGGGAAACGGAAACUACCACGGCAAGAAGAAAAACCAGAACAACAAGAAGACAGACCAAGAUGCGCGUGGUCGUGCCACUCAACAGCUGCAAGGCGGAAAAACCGCUUCCCGCCCGAACUGGCUUCUGAUCGCGGCGAUUUCUCUGGGAAGCGUCGUGCUCCUGGCCGGAAUCGCGGUCAUCGCGGUCGCCGUUUGCUACGGGUAUGGAGUUUUCGAUCAAGCGUCCUCUCAAGGACCACCUCUACGCACUGCAAAGCAUCGUACUACGUAGGAAUUGCAUGGCAGCAUUGGCAAUAAUUCUUUUCAGAAACGGAAAAAGGGUGUUUCUUGCAAUGCUGACUCAGAACGUAGGACUAGGAGUAAACGAAGCCAAGUUGUGCUACGCUUUAAGUAGUCCUCAUGAUCAAUAUGCAGUACAAUGCAAUUACUGUACGAGAGCGAAGAUGCUUUUGCAUUGCAUAACAGCCUUCAUCGGGGCCAACUUUCAACGGCGGUACGCAGGGGCCCCCGCUGCAGAACCACGCGGAACUACAGCAGUUGAAUGAGCUUGUCCAGCAAGACCCGAUUUUCGCCGAGAUUCAACGGGGGGAGCAGUCGCGUAGCGACAAGCAGCCAAUUCUGGUUUCCUCCGGCCGGAGUUUUGUCGACAUCGAUGCCGCCGUGGCCGCGCUGUGUGACGACCAGCGGUGCUUCGAUGACGCGACGGGAGAAGAGGUCGAGGUGGAAGAACAUCCGGGCCAGGCGCGCGUACUUCAUCUUGAUGGCCAGUCCAAUGAUCAUCUUCAUGCGGAGAUGAUGAACAAGAACACGGGAAGUUCUAGUAGAACCACUUCCUUUCUGCAACAGCAAGAUAAAGCAACUGGACGCAGCACCAGCAGAAGUUCUCCUGUUGUCAUUUUCCAGAAUGCUGAAAAUAACAAUCACAACAAGCGCCGCCCGCUCGUGUUUCCGAACAACCCUCUGCUCGCCUUUGUGCGGGCCUGGAAUGGAUCCGGAGCUGCGGGAAGUAGUGUUGCUAAUCAACACCAGCAGGGAGGUAAUGCUGAGAGCGGAAAGGAUGCGUUUCUGAACGCGACCACCCCGCCGAGAUUCUUCUUCUGCCGGAGGCGCAAUACAAAUAUCUCUGGUGCUGGUGGAAACCAGCAACAAACUGCUGAUCCCUCGUCCUCGCAGGCGCACGAGCAGCUAUGUCAAUACCCAGCUGUAGGCAGGGACGGCAUCGCUUAUGAAUCGCCGGAGCACUACGUAGCAGCCGGUGCCGCGGCGCCCGCAGGGAAUCAAAAUCAUCCGGGCGGAAUGAAGCUGUUCAAAAACUUGUUGCUCAAGAAACUGAUGGACGGGUGGCGAAAGCUGCACAACCUACCGGAGGUGCCGGAUGUGGCGGUGCUCCCGCAUCCUCCGGGUGCGAACGGUGGACUGCCGCCGCAGCAGCCUGGAGGAAGACUCCCGCCACACCAGGUUGUGCAAGGCGGGGGCGGAUCGAGCCAGCAACUACCGGGAGCCGCUGGCAUGCCUCCAGGCGGCCAGCAAGGCGGUUCGGGUCCUAACCAAGGUCAGCAAGUAGGCGGAGCACAGUCUGGCGGCCAACAGGGCGGUGCUGGGAACCAAGGUGGUCAGCAAGGUGGACAGAGCAACCAAGGACAGAGCAACCAAGGACAGAGCAACCAAGGACAGAGCAACCAAGGACAGAGAAACCAAGGACAGAGCAACCAAGGACAGAGCAACCAAGGACAGAGCAACCAAGGACAGAGCAACCAAGGACAGAGCAACCAAGGACAGAGCAACCAAGGACAGAGCAACCAAGGACAGAGCAACCAAGGACAGAGCAACCAAGGACAGAGCAACCAAGGACAGAGCAACCAAGGACAGAGCAACCAAGGACAGAGCAACCAAGGACAUGCCGGGAACCAAGGUCAGCAAGGUGGACAGAGCAACCAAGGACAAAGCAACCAAGGACAGAGCAACCAAGGCCAGGGCGGACAGAACAACCAGCAAGGCCAAGAUGGACAGAGCAACCAAGGCCAGGCCGGCGGAUCCUCCGGAGCAGGCGGUGCUGGCUCGUCUGGCGCAGGCGGGGCGAGCGGCGGAUCCUCCGGCGCAGGCGGUGCUGGCUCGUCUGGCGCAGGCGGGGCGAGCGGCCAAGGACAGAGCAACCAAGGAGGACAGAGCAACCAAGGAGGACAGAGCAACCAAGGACAGAGCAACCAAGGACAGAGCAAUCAAGGACAGAGCGACCAGGGGCAGAGCAACCAGGGACAGAGAAACCAAGGACAGAGCAACCACGGCCAGGGCAGACAGAAUACCCAGCAAGGUCAAGAUGGACAAAGCAACCAAGGCCUGGCCAGCGGGGCGUCAGGAGCGAGCGGUUCGGGGACCUCCGGUGCGGGUCUGGCGAGCAGCGGGUCUCAGAGCGCAAAUGGGCCUUCCGGUGCAGGAGCGUCGUCAGCGGCACGUGGCGCGGGCCAGAGCAGCCAGCAGCAGCAGCAACAGCCAGCCGCGUCGGCUGUGUUCCAGAACAGCGCUGCGACCGGGUCUGCGGACAAUGCCCUCAUCGCCCUGCAGCAACAAUGUCUGACAGGCGACCACAAGACUGUGUGUCAAAGUCAUGUUCAAAGAUCGCUCGCGGGACUAAGCUACGGCGACACGGCAGCGCGAGAUUCACCGCAAAUUCAGGCGCUCGCGAUUGUCCAGAACACAACGUGGUUCCGCCGAUACUUGGCCGACCAACUGGCUCAGAUUUUACUCGCCAGGAGCUUCUUCCCGACCAACUGGCUCCGAUUUUACGAAGAUGAGCUUCUUCCCGCCGCUGCAAAGAGCCGAAUUCUGAAGGCGACGCCGCCGGCGGACCAGAUGGAACCAGGAGCACCCCCACCUGCACCUGCUAGCUUGUUUACCCUGGUGCGCGAAUCCUGGGCGAUAGGACAAGGAUUACGACAAGAUCCGCACUAUGCGGCGACGCUCGAAAGGGGUAGGAACUGGGAAUUGUUUUGGUGCCAAGACCGUAGCAGGCCCGAGCACGAGACGGCCCCGGAGACAGAGGCGGGGAACCAAGCGCUGCAUUGGAGCGAAUGGGAGAUCAAAGUCGACCGCGAGCUGUCGUUGGAACAGCGUGCAUACCUUUGCUACAUUUCGGUGCCCGACGAACUCCAGAGUGCGGACCCGAACAACGUGCCACGAGAGGACGCACAGAAGCUCCCUCGUACAUCGGAGGUGGCAGAGCACGGCAUAGUUGCCCCGGGAGGUUUUCUGGAACUAACGGAGCUGUGGGUCGCCUCGGCGCUGGUGCUGGGGGUGGAUUUGAACCUCUAUUGGGAUUUUACCGAGGACGCCACGCCUGAGGACCCUCAAACUGCUGUCUGGGUUGCAUCACGCUUCAGGCUUCUCGGUCAUUUCCCUGGGCCAGCGCCGAUGUCAGGUAGUGCGACACCUGCACUAGUAACCGCGUCUGCGUCUGCUUCUGCAGCUUCCUCGUCCUCCUCUUCCUCCGCCCGACCCCCAGCGCACUUGGCAAGUGAAGAAGAUCUGGAGGCCAACAUUCUCCUCGAGGUGGCCAUGAAGCCAGUGGCCAGCACUGCUUCCCAUGGCGUCGAGGGCCAGAGCGCCGCGCCCGCAACAUCUUCAUCUACCACGCCCAGUUCCAAUUUCUUUUUCUUCGACUACCGAGGCUUGAGUUUGCCGGGAACGAAAGAACAAAACUGGCCGGCGCAGCGGCGAGAGCGGUGGGCUGCAGCGAGGGCGGCGUCGCAGCAGGCGCAGACCUCAGCGGCCACUCCGGGCGGAGACCUGUCUGGUGCAUCCGACGCGUCUGGCGCAGGCGGAAGGAGCGGCGGAUCCUCAGGCUCAGGCGGUGCGAGCUCGUCUAGCGGAGGCGGGCCGACGAGCAGCGGGUCUGGGAGCGCAAAUGAGGCUUCCGGUACAGGAGGGUCCUCCGCGGCAGGUGGUACGGGCCAGUGCAGCCAGCAGCAGGAGCAGCACCGAACGGACGGAGAACAUCAGUGUGACGCAUCCGCCGCGGUCGAGGAUGAGGUGGUCGUCCCUUUGAUCAAAUACGAAGAUGAAAUAGUCUUCCAACCGCCGACGAUUUCUGGCUAUAAUACCGCGGCCCUGACCGGAUCGGGUGAUGGGGGCCUGAUUGCCCUGCAGCGACAGUGCACCGAAGCCGACGCGCACGCCGAGUGGUGCAUCCCGCAUUUGCAAAACGGCUCGUCGGAAGAUUCCGGGGGCGUUCUGGAAAGCAUUAUGCAGAUCGAUAAGUUUCGAAAAGUCCUAGUGGACCACCUGGCGGAGAUUCUGAUGGACAAUUUCUUGCGGCAGCCGCACGAAAUCGCAAACCAACUCCAUUUGGAAAGCGCCGUAUUUCCUCUGAACGGGCAGACGUAUGAAGUGUAUCACCCUAUGCAGUACCUGGUGGCCCUUCGCGCCAAUCCGUACUGGGCUUUGGAAGAAAGCGCUCGAGAAAGUUACCAGAAUAGUGAACAAAUCUAGCAUAUGCUGACUAGAAUCUUUUUGCUAAUGCCAAAAAAAACAAGAAUCUGCCUGGUGGCACAUCAACAUCUCAAACAGCACUCUGUUGCCAACGUGACAACUAUGCAUGUUUUUAUAUGUUGCAUUACACAUACAGACUACAUUAACUAGCAAUAUGACACAUAAUGCUCCAAUAUGACAUCUGACCACGACGCCAUGAAAAACCUUCCAAAACAUGCAUUAUCAUAUUGUAAUAUUGUCAUAUUGUCAUAAUGCAUAUUGCUCGCGACAGCCCGGCGGCUGAAAAUUGGCCACACCCGACACGCUGUCGGCCGGGUGUUGUGAUUCUAGGACCCCUUAGGCGGGUGCGUAUGCAUUCGCGGCAAAUUUGGGGCGAUGAGCCGUAUGCACUUCUUCCGCCCCUCUCGCACUUGCCCAGUCUGCUGAACCUAGAGGGGGCGCGGCGCUCGUGCGCCGCGCCUGGCAACAGUCUACUUCUUUGUUUCCAUAGGCAGCGUCGCAGUUGUAGCGCCUCCUAGUGCGCUGCAGCUUUUAGCAGCAUCGCCCCGGCUCUGGGGCGUCAGCGCUUACUGUACUACGAAAGCGCAACGCGCGAUGCUAAUAGCCACACCCACGCCACGAAUAAAGCAUUAUGACGCAACGACAGCUGAACUUUGAGCAAUUGUGUUUGGGUUCCCGUGCGGAAAAUUCGCAUGAGAGCGGGCGACCCGUGGCAAAGUCAUUCGGGUCGCAACGGCCCAGGUCGCGCACAUGUUCCUCUGGUUCGGACAAUUGUGCCCUUUCACUGAGGGAGAGCGCAUGACGCGCCGUCUCGCUGGCGCUCAAACGAAAUGGAGGGACAGGAGGCGGGCCUUGCAGCGCAAGUAGUGGCGGGCGCUGCCGGGCCCGCUUUCGGAGGCGGGGGUUCCGACUUUCAACACAUUCCGGUCAUUUUGCUCAAAAUGCCGCAGUCAUAUUGUCAUUUUGUCAUAUUGUCAUAUUGCAUAUUGGUAAAAGUGUCGAAAUUUUGCUAGUUAAUGUAAUGUGCACAUAUGAUAAUGAUAAAUAUGCUUAUGCUAGCUUUUGUCUGCGCGAUACAGGUAUACCACACACUCACUUGCCAGGUCGGUCCGAGUAUCGACCGCUUGGCGGACCUGGUGUGGCUUCGGCGCAGGGCGUUUUUGCUGACCCGAACUUUGCUGCCACGCAUGCCCUCGGGGAAGAGCGCGGCGUGCACUGGUGCAAGGCAAAAAGAGAGGAAGGAGACUGGACAUGGAAAGAGAGGCAAGAGAGGAGGCAGCUUUUGACCGAAAUGCAGCGGGAGUAUCUGUGCUACAUGUCCGUGGUCGAUGAAUCCAUCUUCGAACACCUUGAACUAUCAAAUUGCCCACGGAGGGAAAACUAUCAAAUGCAACUAUAUCUGCGUUUGGACUUGCGAUGCGAGGUGUGAAGGAGACGAAGAGGCUCUGUGAUGCAUGAAUGCGACUUAGUCAGCUUUUUUAUCCUGCUGGAUGGUAGAUGGACUCGCAGAAACCCGAAAGAAAUAGUAAUCAUUUCAUGCAGCCCGAAUAUGCCGCACAAGCGGUCACUCUGAAUGUUGCAGGUAUCAGCAACACAAAUUUCCAAAUCCAGACACAUUUGCAGUUGAUAGAAGCAAUAGCAUCCCGGCGCGAACUGCACACGACGAGGAAGAGAGAGUAUUGUCAGCGGGCGGAUUAUCUCGUGUGAAAACGUUCUCACGACUCCAUGAUCAAUAUGGAAACUCUGCUAGACAAAGCCGGGAGUUUUUGGAGCGAUUCAUGACAACUCCGUCAUGGCCUGGAGCAGAUGAUGAAGUCCUGUCAAGCCAUCUGCGUUUCAAGCCAUCUGCGGCCUGGGGCAGAGGCGGGGUCAAACUGUGGUGCAAUUCCUUUAGCAUGACAACUUCAUGAUGGCUACGCAGUAUAGUCGUGACUAACUAACAGUAGCACGGCCGACUCACAUAUCAUCCGCUGCCUGGCCCUGAUUAGAGCAUCUUCACAAAUUUGCAAACUUGGUCGUAGAAAAUGAAAAUGGCUCUGAUGGGAGACCGCAUGACCAUGAGAAAAACACAAAGUCUGAGCGUGCAGAUUUCGAUGACAAGUCUUGGGAGUUGGGGACGUUUUCACACAGGAUACGAAUUUCUGGAGCCCACGGAGUUGUGGGUGGCGGCUGCGCUGAUUUUGGGCGCGGAUCUGACCCUGCAUACGGGCGUGGUCGACCAGGACAAUGUAAUUCAAUGGGACGUGCGCCGGCAACUGCGACUUCCAGCACCGGCGCAGGACAGAACGACCUCCAACUGGAAACACAAUCUCGCAUUUGAUGUCGGUUACUUGGAAAUUGAGCAGUUAGAACUUCAGCCAUCGGUAGUGCAUUUCAACUACUGGGGCAUGAUCGUGCCCGAAACCAAGGAACAUAACCGCCCAGAAAACCGGAGACGGGACGACGAGCCGGAUCAUAGCCAAAUGGUCGACGCUCCUGCUGCGCACGAUGAGGAAGAUGCACGGACUCUAGCUCCCGUUGCGGUCGAAGUUGAUCAUGUGGCACAAGAAGGAAAGGAUUCUUCGUCUGGCUCUGGUCCCGCCGCCGCCACGUCGGUGCAGGACCACGAAGAACGCGAGGGGCGCGCUACAGCGCUGGACGGUGGACAAAGCCCUCUUGAUCAGGAUGCGGCCCCCGGUACGGCAGCUACGCCGAUAGAAGAAGCAGGAGCGGCACCAGCACCCUCUUUUCUUGUACCGGCCCCGGCGCAGGAAGAAGCGGAAGAGCCCGCGGAUGACAUAGAACAUUCUCCUGCACCGCAGGAGGACAAUGCAGAUCCACGACUUCAAGGCGGGGGCGAAGAUGCUCCUCCUGUUGACGCAGAUGGAAACGCCAGCUAGGACGCCGCGUUUGCGGGGAUCUCAGGUUGAAGUUGAUAUUACCUCUCCGGAACUAGCACAAUGAUUCCUUUAUACGCAAAGGCGGCAAUGGCAAAGGACGACUAAUACAACGACAACAAGUCGGCACAACUACUCUUGAAGCUUUUCAUGAAUCGCGUCCAAAGAAGUUCUUCGGCGGCUGGACAGGAGGGCGCGCGCUGACCCCCGAGGAGGUUCAAUGGGUUUAGUCUUGAUCUGGUUUUUCCUGUAUAUUUUUGACGCAGUGCAUAAUGGACGCAAAUAUCGAACAGUUACUUAUUUCUUGAUACAAGUACUUUUUACAAAUAAUAAUUAGUAAUAUGUGUGGCAUGUUCGCACAAUUAUACAUAGGCCCUAACAUGAAGAGAUCACUGCCAGCCCUUUUAAAGGGCUCCAUUGAAGUUUGUUUCUGGUCCAAAUAGUAUGCGGACAACAUGUUGUAAACAUAACUCGUAAAACACAAGAACUAGUGAAGACUGUACAAAUUCUCGUACAGAGGAAUACGAGGAAAAUGACUGAAGGAUAAGGACCGUGAUGAGGCUGCGAACGUGGCACAGAUUCUUGUGAUUGUGUUGUGUAAGGGCAUUUUCUAUACCUCAACUACACUACUUCGACCUCCGCCAGAAAUUUUAAAAUUGGCGAGACAUCAUCUUGUCCCAACUGAACAUAAGCUGUACAACUUUCGCUUCUCUCAGAAAUACCGUGGACAAUUUUCAUUUGGUGUAUCAAGAAGAACAACCUCUAAGCCCUACGUGUAUAAUUUUCAUUAUUCGCAAGAAAAGCACCAGCACCAGUAGUGAUACUUAGAAAUUCCCACUUAGACUUAUGGGAGGCAGCAACACAAUGCUAAAACGAAAAAAUGCAUACUUGUUUUGUGACUACUUGAAAUUGGUUGUGAACCACCGUUCGAAUUUAGAAAUAGUAAGUACCGCAACCCUCACUGAGAGUGACCAGAUGUAGAAUCGCAUUCGCCAUUGCUGCUAGCGACAGCGAGGCCAAGGCAGGUUAUUUCGAACAAAAGAUGCAUCUUGUAUAAGACAUGAGUCACCAGUCGUGCAUUUUGACAGUACAGAAUCGCUUCUCUCGAAGUGCAAGUGGAGCUUUUUUUCCUCUCAAGAGGACUGCUCAAAAAAAAAAGACGAAGGUGAUGACAGAAACUUAACGAUCAGAUCCAGCGAAAUAAGCCGAAAACCGAGACUGUCUCAGUUGCAACGAAACGCCCACCGAAAUUCACGGCUCCGAAAAGGAGUAAGCAGAGAGUCGAGAUCCCCCUAUCACACACCCGCAUGCAGCUCUUAUGUGUGACAAUCCACCACAGAUCAUGAAGACCAUCAACUAGAUCGAACUGCAAACACAAAGUAUUUGACGGUAUAGUUUUAUCCUCAUGGUGAAGAUCCACGACACAACCGGCACGAUCUUUUGCGAUCCGAUUUCUUACCCGACGAAGCUUGAUGCGUCGAACUCAAGGAUCAUCAGACUUCGACGUCAGCUCGCUCGCGAUCGAAAAGAACAGAUCAGAACUAAGAAGAAGAGCCGAGGUCCUCGUACGACGGUUGCUUGAAGCAGAUACAUCCGACCGCCACCAGCCGGUUCUGUGGAGCAGGUCAACAUGUAGCACUACACUGUGCCGUAUUUUUACGGAGAUCAGCAUAAGAUCUGGAAGAUGAUGAUCCGAUGCACGACGACGAGCAUGUGUGGAUCCGGUGAAAAGUCGUGAAGGAUCUCUUUAAGAGUUGGAUGAUAAUUUGCAAUUAGAAGCGCCACCCGAUCUUCUUUGAUGAUGAAAAAAAUCCUCAAGGGGCCUCGAGCGGCUUCCACUGCUCCGCCUAUCCUCCUCGCAGCAACAAGGUUCUACUUAUUCUCUUUAAUUCUUUUCAGAAUCUACCCGAAAGAUGAGCUGCUGCACUAGGUCGACGAUCAUUGAGAACAAUGAAGCAAGCCAUUUCAUCGAAAUUGAAUUAUACAUGCACAAUAAAAUCCUUGACAGCACCAGUUUCACUUGUGACAGAAUUGCUACAAGUAGUUGUGCCAAGUGUUUAUCGCAAAAACAAGAAGUACGGAGUACAAAAACAACCUUCUCUAACAAGAAGUUGUUUCGCCACAAAAAAAUCUCUACAUGGAUAAUUAUUUCUCGUAUUAAGAAUAAAAAUCAAGUCAAAAAUAUUACCGGCUUUGCUCCGCUGGUGGCAGUACUUAUCGCACGUUCGAGUCUAGUAGAUCUCGCGGAUCGAUUUUCCUUGGAAUUUCUACCGUGGGGAAACAGGAACGAGAAAACAAAACCUUUUUCUUUGAGUAAUAAAGAAUUUUACAAGACCUGAGGAAUAAAGAAUUUUACCUUUUACUUUUUGGACAAUUUCUGAAAUCGUUUUGGACAAAUAUCUCGAAAAUCUUCACAUUAUUUCCUUGAAAAUCUCUAACCACUAAAAAAGACCGCAAUAUUUCUAUCGCGCAUCACACAUCUCACGGGGAGAGGGAAUCGGACCGAGACAGGACACCGUCAAACGCCAAACGGUGAGCGUCCACUUUCCUACAACUACCAAAAUGCAGCCGGGACAUCAAAGUAAGAUCACGAUGGCCCCCCGCCCCGGCGGCGGCGCUACUACUUUUCGGAAGCGCGAUGGUGCUUUCGAGCACGAGGACGAUUUUAUGCUCCGGAAGAACGACGGUGUUCGUGUUCGUGUUCAGCAUCACGCUUUUGGUGGACAUGAUACCACCAUGAUGACCAAAUCGUCUGGACAUGGGUCUUACAUGAUUCUGGCUGCCGGCGAGGAACGCGCGGUGGACGUGGAGCAGCCUCCGAGUUUCGCCUCCGACAGCACCGAGGGUAAUUUGUCACAUGACCACAACCCAAAGCCGUUGCCGUUCCCGUUCGGGGAAGAGGAGGAUGGGGAUGGGGGAAACGGAAACUACCACGGCAAGCAGAAAAACCAGUACAACAAGAAGACAGAACAAGAUGCGCGUGGUCGUGCAGCCACUCAGCUGCAAGGCGGAAAAACCGCUUCCCGCCCAAACUGGCUUCUGAUCGCGGCGAUUUCUCUGGGAAGCGUCGUGCUCCUGGCCGGAAUCGCGGUCGGCGUUUGCUACGGGUGUGGGGUUUUCGAGCAAGCGGGUCAAGGACCACCUCUAUGCACUGCAAUAAAGCAUCGUACUACGUUGUAGGAAUUGCAUGACAACAUUGGGGAUAAUUCUUUUCAGACACGGAAAAAGGGUGCUUCUUGUAAAAUGCUGACUCAGAGCGUAGGUCUAGGAGUAAACGAAACCACGUUGUUGUACUAGCUUUAAGUAGUCCUCAUGAUCAAUAUGCAGUACAAUGCAAUUACUGUACGAGAGCCAAGAUGCUUUUGCAUUGCAUAACAGCCUCCGGGGCCAACUAUCAACGGCGGUACGCAGGGGCCCCCGCUGCAGAACCACGCGGAACUACAGCAGUUGAAUGAGCUUGUCCAGCAAGACCCGAUUUUCGCCGAGAUUCAACGGGGGGAGCAGUCGCGUAGCGACAAGCAGCCAAUUCUGGUCUCCUCCGGCCGCAGUUUUGUCGACAUCGAUGCCGCCGUGGCCGCGCUGUGUGACGAGCAGCGGUGCUUCGAUGACGCGACGGGAGAAGAGGUUGAGGUGGAAGAACAUCCGGGCCAGGCGCGCGUAGUUCAUCUUCAUGGCCAGUCCAAUGAUCAUCUUCAUGCGGAGAUGAUGAACAAGAACAUGGGAAGUUCUAGUAGAACCACUUCCUUUCUGCAGCAGCAAGAUAAAGCAACUGGACGCGACACCAGCAGAAGUUCUCCUGUUGUCAUUCACCAGAAUGCUGAAAAUAACAAUCACAACAAGCGCCGCCCGCUCGUGUUUCCGAACAACCCACUGUUAGCUUUUGUGCGGGCCUGGAAUGGAUCCGGAGCAGCGGGAAGUAGUGUUGCUAAUCAACACCAGCAGGGAGGUAAUGCUGUGAGCGGAAAGGAUGCGUUUCUGAACGCGACCACCCCGCCGAGAUUCUUCUUCUGCCGGAGGCGCAAUAGUGGUUCUGGUGGAAACCAGCAUCAAACUGUGGAUCCCUCGUCCUCGCAGGAGCAACAGCAGCUAUGUAAAUACCCAGCUGUAGGCAGGGACGGCAUCGCUUAUGAAUCGCCGGAGCACUACGUAGCAGCCGGUGCCGCGGCGCUCCUUCCAGGGAAUCAACAUCAUCCUGGCGGCGGAAUGAAGCUGUUCAAAAACUUGUUGCUCAAGAAACUGAUGGACGGGUGGCGAAAGCUGCACAACCUACCGGAGGUGCCGGACGUGGCGGUGCUCCCGCAUCCUCCGGGUUCGAACGGUGGACUGCCGCCGCAGCAGCCUGGAGGGGGACUCCCGCCGCACCAGGUUCUGCAAGGCGGCGGCGGUUCGAGCCAGCAACUACCGGGAGCCGCCGGCAUGCCUCCAGGCGGUCACCAAGGCGGUUCGGGUCCUAACCAAGGUCAGCAAGUAGGCGGAGCACAAUCUGGCGGUCAACAAGGCGGUGCUGGAAACCAAGGUGGUCAGCAAGGUGGACAGAGCAACCAAGGACACAGCAACCAAGGACAGAGCAACCAAGGACAGAGCAACCAAGGACAUGCCGGGAACCAAGAUCAGCAAGGUGGACAGAGCAACCAAGGACAGAGCAACCAAGGACAGAACAGCCAAGGCCAGGGCGGACAGAACAAUCAGCAAGGCCAAGAUGGACAGAGCAACCAAGGCCAGGCCGGCGGGGCGG
This is a messenger RNA of Amoebophrya sp. A120, 12440 nucleotides long. The record is from the annotation of a GenBank genome assembly. NCBI's taxonomy places the organism in Eukaryota, Dinophyceae, Syndiniales, Amoebophryaceae.